This is a messenger RNA of Motacilla alba alba, 1391 nucleotides long. Its product is annotated as DNA excision repair protein ERCC-6-like 2. Lineage: Eukaryota; Metazoa; Chordata; Aves; Passeriformes; Motacillidae. The record is from RefSeq and is a predicted model, not a curated record. The transcript is spliced from 2 exons.
AUUUGAGGCAAACAGGGUUAAAUCUUACUGCCUUUUGGAGCCCUCAUAACAGGAAAAGCAAUGUGUUUCAUAUAUUUUCUCCAACGUGGGAUUGUUGAUCACUCAACUAGAGUAAUCUGUUUUAAUUAGAGGAGACAAUUUGAGGAAAUGGUAUCUCACUUUAAUAUGGGAUCAGUGGAGGACCUUGCAGAACACAUUGCAAAAGCUACAUCAGAAACCAGGCAGAAAAUGUUGAAGGAAUUCUAUGUUUCCAAGCAUCCAGAGAUGGAGUCUUUAUUCUCUCUUGAAAUACCAGCAGAAGCUUCACAUAACUGUGAGGAAAUUGAACUGGGUACAACACACUCCAGAAAAAGAAAAUCCAUUGUUAAUUCUGGAAGAUCUGAGUCUAGACCUUCAUCAGCUAAAAGACUACUGAGUGGAACUACAGAAACACAGACCCAGGAGGGCCAUAAAGGAGAAGCAGAACAGCUUCACAAGGACUCCUACCUGCAAGAUAUGUUUGUUAAUGCAAAAUGUAAACAAUCACCCACUAUUGCUACUCAACAUAUCCAAAGAAGAAACAGUCAGGCAUUCAAGGAUUUUAUGGCAUCUGGCUCAUUAAGCAGUAAAUCAGAAAUAAUUGAGGUGCUGCCUGUAAAAAGUUGUGAAGGACAGCAAGACUCAGAAGAGACACAGCUGCCAAAGGAAAGAUCUGUGUCUCAAUCAGAAAAUGAAGAGAGAAAAGCUCAGAUUUGCAAGAAAAAUUCUUUUGUGGACUUACUUGGAGAUACCUCUAUUCUUGAUGAAAUCUUCAGAAAUGAUGGAAAUGUGUCUACAGAAUCACCAAGGAGAUUCUCUUCAGGACAAGCAGAAAAAUCAAAGAGGAGACAAAAAGAUUUCUGGGAUAUGCUGAGUGAACAGAAUGAGGACAGCCUCAGAAAGCUCACAGAUAUAGCAGUCAUAGAGAAGCUUUGUGAAAGAGCCCCUCAUUCCACAGUGACAGAAGAGAGAGAAGUGUGUGAAAGUUCUCUUUGGAAAAGAAAUGAAACUUUUUUGUGGAAAAAAUACAGUGCAGAUGAUUGAGAUGAACCAUCCACUGCUAAAUCUUGUAGUGUAGUAAAAUGAAAGUUUUCUAUGUAAGUUGCACUAUAACUAUUUUAUUUGAACUUUGACAGCAUUAUGCCACAAAUAUGGUAAUUCCGUGAAAUUAAAGGAAAACUAUGAAUUCAUAUUUAUAGUGAUACAGAAUUACAUUUUACAAGUAAUUAUUUACUUGUAAUUAUUUACAAGUGAAUAUGUAUGUAAUUACAUAUGUAGUGUAUAGUACAUAUGUGCAUAGUCAUUCAUAUGUACUGCAUGUUGUAACCUAUGAUAUAUAAUGAUUUUAUAUUAAAAAUUUUUAGAAUUUUCUG